This is a messenger RNA of Rotaria sp. Silwood1, 918 nucleotides long. Lineage: Eukaryota; Metazoa; Rotifera; Eurotatoria; Philodinida; Philodinidae. The record is from the annotation of a GenBank genome assembly.
AUGCCAACUACAACCAUCAAAAUUACGUUUAUUGAUCCACAAAAUCGUAAUACAUUCGUACAUACUGGUAUACAAGUGGACUCAACGCAUUUCGUAGCUGAACCAGCAACACAAAACACCAAACCAGUACAAUGUUAUAUAUGCCUUAAAUACAAUCAUGUAGCAAAGUACUGCAAAACCAAGCAACAGAUAUGUGCUCGAUGCGGUGAUAACCAUCAAAUGGGUCAAUGUACUGCUGCUCCGGAUUUGUUGAAAUGCUGUAAUUGUAAAGGUAAUCAUUUAGCCACAUCUAAUGAUUGUUCAAAAUUUAUAGAACAAGAAAAAAGACUGCAAAAUAUGGCCAAUCAAUAUACAACAUCUUACAAGGCAACAACAAUACCAUCAUUAAAAGAUCUUCAAGAAUUUCCAUCAUUACCAAGCAUCGCACAUCGACAACAAGAACAUCUACACAGUGAUAUCUUGAAUAAAGUAGUCAACAUUCUAUCUAGUAAAAUGGAAAAGAUUAUUGAAGAAACAACAAGUCGUCUAAUAAAAUCAUUCCAGCAAAGAAUCAAGACGAUCGAAAAGACCAUUGCCGCAGUAGAAAAUAUCAUCAGCGACGACGAUAUGGUUAUCGACUCGAUGCCUGAUUCUGACAGCGAAGAUGAUAUUAAAGUAGUAAAUAACAAAAAGGUUAAACAACAACAAAAACAAUCAACAGAUGCAGGCAAACAUAUUAAAAAUAAGAACAACCCUCCGUCCACAUUAAUCACAACAACAACGCAACCACCAGCUAUUACAACCGACGCUUCAACUAAAGCCCAACGUAAACCCAAAACAAUAUCUAAAGCAGUCAAACGAAAUCGUUUCCCCAACAGUUCAUUAGAUUACACUACAACUGAUAACAAAGAAUUAAAAACAAAUAUUAAUGAAGAUUAG